ACGUCCCGCUCACGGUAGUUUUGCUCAAGGAACGAAAGCAAACGGGAAGCCUUCGGGAGCUCUCGAGUGUCGCGCGAGAAGAAAAAAGGGAAAAAGCGUGUUUUGAAGGGGUGUUAAACGUUGCACAAACUGCACUUUCAUGUCCUGGCGAAAUUGUUGGAGCUUAGAAAGAAGAGAGAAGCAAAAAAAAUUACAUAAUAUUCGUGGAGCUCGGGCGACGACGCGAUAACACCGCCAAGUCUCUUCCAUCUUUUUUGUUCCCUGCUGCGCCUCCGUCUGUUCCCGCGGGAUAAAGCGUGAAAAUUCGAUGCCGGGUGAUGUCGAUAGUGCGGAAACGUCACGAUGCAGGAGUCGCGGUUCGCGCGCGCAUCUUUUUACUAGGUGACGAUGAUUUAUUGAGUUUUCCCGUAUAUUAUUUGUAAAUAAAAAUAAAACUGGCUAAAAGUAAAAUAAAACGCCCAACUUGGUGAAAGCGUAUCGAAUGCGAACACGGUGGUUAAAAGAUGUGACAAAUAUUUCAACGAAUUAAAGUAACUGAAGUAAUCGAGAAAGAGGAUUUGGUGUUGUUACAAUUAAAAAAAAAAAUAGGGGCAAGUGCGAAAAAGAAACACGCCACGUAUAGUAGCCGAGUCUUAAAUGCGCAAAGAGGGUGUUUUUAUCUCCGUCUCUCUCUCUCUCUCCCUCUUUUUCUCCGUAACAUUCGGUGUUCCACCUGGUGUUUUUCGUUGCUUCGAGCUCCGUGAGGUUGGUAACGCGCAUUGCGGGAAAUACGAGCUUGGGUUUUUGGCGCGCGAUCACUUGCGCCACGACCGGCAGAUGGCCAAUGUGCCGGCACACGUAUAUUGAACGCACACACGGACGAAGAUACAUGCACGAGAGAGGUUCUCUUGCAUAGCGGUGUAUUCUCGACACCGCACACAAAUCCUGUCUAGUGUCCCUACCGUCUAUCUGGACUCUCCUUGGUACGAGUACGAGUGCCAGUUGUGCCAGCGCGCCAGCCCGUAGCCCGUCCGACCUCACGAGCCGGCCUCGUGCUUCAUCAAACACGAUUACAAACGAAAAAACAUUCGCAUAAACAGAUAUCUACGUAUAUAUUUCUAUACACAGCAUAAGGAGAGGAAAAAACGACGAAAUUGGAAAUAGGAAAAGGUUUUUUUCUAAAUAGUUGAACGAGCGAGAGUAAUAAUGCUCGUAAGACAAAGUCACUGAAGUAAAUCGCUGGGGGGCUGAGAGGGGAGGGGGACCCGUGGCCCGUAAACGUCGACGGUUCGCUUUUGACGAUAUAUCGCGACUGUCGCACGGCCGUAAAGAGAGGGGCCUCUCUCGACACGAUGGACGUGUGCGCGAUCGUCGCCAACAUGAGAAAAUGGAUACCGCACGGAGCGCGGUAGAAAACUCGAGCGUGUUAAGAGAGUGCAGCUGAGAACAUCUGUAUUUAUAUGUUAUUCAUAUACAUGCAUUAUUGCGUGUGUACACGUACACAAUAUACAUUGUACGUUAAGGAGAAUCGAGUCCCUAGAGUUGGAAACGCUUAUUGGGAACAUCGGUGAAGCUUCCCGUACUAUAUAUUGACAAGAAAAUACGAAGAGAGAAUCGAAAAGCUCUCGAAUCGCUCCGGGAGGGAAAGAGCGAGAGAGAACGAAAAUAAAAAAAUCGUCGAGAUACCGAGUCAGACUCUCUCUCUCUCUCUCUCUCUCUUUCUUUCUCUUAUGCAUACGUACGAGUUGAGCAAGCAACGAAGAAAUGCUCAGAGUGCUUGUUCUUCGAUUGUCAGAUCGUUCCACUUGCUUAUGUUAAAUACCCGAUGAACAUUUUAUUUCCCGGGCGAGUCAACGUACCAAAAUUUGAAGGAGAAAUCGAAAAAUUAUCGAGGGGUAAAUAAGUUCGUCGUACGAAGAAAAAAAAAGAGAGCGAGAACGUGUCCCUCGAACAGGCUAAUGGCUCCGGCUCUCUAACACACACGCUCUACAGGCCGACGAAAAAGCAAGAUACAGCAAUAAAAAAAAAACGAAAAAAGAAAGAGAGAGAGAGAGAAAGAGAAACGAAGAUCCCCCGGAAGAGAGUGUGGGCAACGUCUCAAAAUACUGCCUGCGCGUAUUCACGACCGAGUAGCCGCAAAUCGUGAAACACCGUCAAAAUGCCGCGAGCAAGGAGACAAGUUAUUCUGGAUGACCCUUCGAGGCCGGUCACUCCGGACAUGGCGCAGACAAAACUAGUGAAAACAGAAUUCAUCGAGGAUGGGUCGUUGGACGAGCUUCAAGCGCAAAAGAUUGCCGAGGAGACGCCCAGUCCACAUUUACAGGAUCACCAGUACGGACAAACGCCUUGUUAUCAAGUCACCAGGAGACCUUCACAACCAUUACCCAGAGCAGAGCAAGUAUCUGUUCAGGCGGUUAAAAGACGAUUGAACCUCGAAAUUGCGACAACGGAAACGAAUCAAACGACCUUCAAAGCACCACGUGGGAAGCGCAGAAGAUCAGGCUCGAGUUCGUUGUCAGGACACACGCCGACAAAGAGCAAAACCGUCGAGAGAACGAGAUACGACACCUCGCUCAGUUUGUUGACGAAGAAAUUUAUCAACCUCGUUGAGAGCAGUAACGAUGGCGUUGUCGACUUAAACGUUGCCUCGGAAAAGCUCGAGGUUCAGAAACGUCGGAUAUACGACAUCACAAAUGUACUUGAGGGUAUUGGAAUAUUGGAGAAAAAGAGUAAAAAUAAUAUACAGUGGAAAGGUGGCCAAUUGCCCGGUGAGAGAAACGACAUUCUCGAUCUUCGACGAGAAGUUGCGGAUCUGGAAGCAAAGGAGAAUACCCUGGACCGACUUAUACACGGGGCGGAAAAGAACUUAAGAGAACUAUGCCGCGACAGGCAUUACGCCUACGUAACUUAUCACGAUUUACGUUCCGUCGUAGCGUAUCGUGAUCAGGCGAUAAUGGCGGUAAAAGCGCCACCGGAAGCGACUCUUCACGUUCCAAAGCCCAUUAACAAUUUCGGUCAACCGAAGCUCCAAAUUCACAUGAGAUCGUCGCAUGGUGAGAUCGAGGUUUUCCUUUGUCCGGAUGAUCCUGGUGUUCGAACUAGCCACAGUCCCUCAACGGUGACGACACAGCAAACGUUACAACACCACCAACAGCCUCAAUCGCCAGUUGUGACCUUCAAAACCCCAGGAAGUGCUUCGCUGCCACCAGAAUUAUUGAUAAACAGUUGCGUCAGUAAUUCACGUACGGAGAGUUUGUCGAUGAAUCCAGAACCUGUGAAAUCUGAGCAUAAAACACCGGUGAAACUGGAGCUAGUCGAUUCGAUGUCUAUGUUAUCCUCGACGACUGGUAUGAGGGACGCUCUUCUUUGCGAAUCGGACGAUUACGGACCCAUGGGCGGUGGCAGAUUUCAAUUACAAACAGAGGACCAACAUUCAUCGCCAGAUAUGGCGAUGCUCGAUUUUGGAGAAACUCUUCUGCCUCUGGAGCCACCAUUGUCUGAGAGCGAUUACCCUUUCACCCUCGGCACCGAUGAAGGACUUUCGGAUCUAUUCGACUUGAAGUUCUAAAAUGUUUUCUACGCGGCUUCUAUCGCGCGAGAGCCUGUGACGAUGACGUUUUUCAUUAUGUUGUUUUCGUAUUGUUGUUUACUCUGAGUUCGUCUCCCCGGAUAAAUCGCGUUGUGAAAUGGCGAGUCAGGCCUCAAUUGCUACCGUUUUGUGUCUUCGAGACGCAACCCCGUAUUAACACGAAUGUGAUACGGCCUCGAAGUACACGAAUAUGAAAUAGAUUCGAUAUCGUUUGUCGACUUUCCGAUUCGAUGGAACAGAAGAAGAUAAAUCUUCGCCGUCGUCUCGUAAAGGCAAUUGUUCGCGCAUCGCAAUUCUCAUUCUCGUCGAACGCCAGGUACAUGAUCGAUAAAGGAAACGAAUAGAAAACAUAUCAAUUGUCCGGUGCGAUCGCUCAACUCGAGGAUACGUACUUUCUUAAGAUUCUCUUCUUGCUUUUUCUUUAUCUUUUAAUGUACCUAACAAAUCCGCCAAAUAUAUUCAACGAUUCGCGAGGCCAACUAUUUCCGCGCUCAUACUCUUCGAUUCGCGAUUCGUAAUCGAACCGUCUCCCGUGCAAUCCUUAUUCAUUAGUUAAUGUUAAUUUGAGAUAAAGCACCACGAUUUUGGUGAAAUUGAGAAUUUACGUAGGAUUUUGUUAUAGUGAAUUAUAAAAAAGAAAUCGAUCGACCGAUGACGAAUAAGCGCGUGAUGAGAGAAUAAGAGAUUGCAGAAAUUCAAAAUUGAAACGUAAACGAAAACGAAAAGGUUUUUUUUUUGUGAGAAAACAAAUGUGAAAAUAAGAUCGGCGUACAUGCAUGGAUAUAGGAAUGCUAAAUUAUUAUUUUCAAAAGAAUGUCACGGUACGCCGUUGCACAGUUGGAACUUGGUGGACAGUUUGUCGUAAAGCAAUUAAUAUUGAGUCACAAAAAUGCAUGUAGCGUACCGAAAUCUGUGUUGAAAACGGGCAAAAAAAAAACAAAAAGUGAAGCAACUGUGUGUCGUGCUCCGAGCGUCGAUCCCGCGUACGAUUAUCUUUUUUAUAUUAUUGUCGUCUCGUCGUAUCUGAACGAUUGAAAUGAAUCGUGCUCUCGUGCUCAUGCAAAAGCUAGUGUGAAACCGGGUACCCUUGACUGGACGUGGAUUUGAGGCAAUCCGAGAAUAAGAGGGCGAGAAGAACAAAGAAACAAAAGGUUAAAAAUCAUCAAGCACGGAGACGAACUCAAACCUCGUACUAAAAACGCAAAUCAGAAUAUUCAAACAAAACUUUGAAUGAAGAAGAGAAAUAAAACAAUAGUAGGGAAACUAAAGUUGGGGAGAAAAAGAAAAUACAAGAAAAAACCUUAGGCUAUCUCGUCUCGUGUAAACGCAUAUUUAAUAUUACUCUAAUAAUUGUCUAAUAAGAUACUUUCAGGAUGCCAAUUUGGUCCUGAUUAAAAGGGUACGUGGAAAAGAAUUAGCGAAUCAUAAUCGAGAGUCCGCGAAAGCUCGAAGAUAAUCUCACGAGAGUUUUUCUUUUCAACAGUUCAAAUUUAUUCACAAGCCCCUUAAGGAUGUACCCUAAUGUGCAACUUAGUGUACGUCCAAAGCCAUAGUGCCUACACCAUUACGAUCAGUCACAUGACACACAAACAAAACUUUGUAUACACGCGCGCUUCUUGAGCGCUCACCCACACACACGGACAUACACACACACACACACACACACACACACACACACUAACACAGGCGCGCGCGUACACGAACGUACACAAAUGUACACGUACACAAGCACCUCUGUACUUGUAAAUACUUUACAUAUGUAAAACGAACGAAAUGAGAGAGAGAGAGAACAUGAAGAAGAAGAAGAAGAAGAAAAGAAGCCGAAAACGAAGAAGAAAAUAAUAAUUGUGUGGGGGGAAAACAAACAAAAGAUAAUACGAGUGUGAGCAAAGUGUAAGAAAAACAAACAAAUUGUCGUAAAUCGAAAAUGUCGGAGAAAAAAUAGUAACGAGUGAGGGAGAAAAUUGAAUGUUUAUCCGAAUAGACACGAACGAGAACAGACGCUGCUGACUCCAUAUUACGGUUAUUCGUAGAAUAUCUAUUAAUUAGUUCUUUUUAAUUAUUAAUAUUAUUAUCAAAAUCAUUAAAUGAGCGAAUGUUAGUAUGUGCGUGUUGGUAUAUUUAUAUAUGCAUAUACAAAUAUGUAUGAAUGUAUGUAUAUGUAUAAAUAUAUUAAACUGCGCAGAGGGAUGACUUCCCCAGAGAAUCGCUUUGGGCUUGGUUCGAUAAUCGAUUUUUCGUUGUUUCGUUAUCGAUCGGAUAUACACAAUUAAAAUAACAAUGAAAUCCAAACGGAACGAUAGACGAGAAAGUCCAUAUACGAAGAACCGAACCAGCCAUUUGUACAAAUGAACAUUGGUCCGACAAUGAAAUAAACAAGAGAGAAAUAUAAUAAAAUUCUUCAACGGUCGUGUUAAAUAUCUGGCAAUCCGAAAGAGAAAUGAAAAAAAAAAAAAAAAGAAAAAGAAAAACACAAUUUGUAAAAGAGUAGUCGAGCUAGUCGUUUUUUUCGAAAUACGCAUCCCUCCAAACACCGAUUGUUAUAGAAAGAAAAUUGAAAUAAAAUAAAAAGGAAGACAAAAAACCGAGCAACGACGAAACAAGAAUGAAAAUAGAGAGAAAAAAAAUCCGCGUUAAUUACUAUUCUACUUUGAUUUACGAAAUUAACCGGCCCGUCUACGCUUCUUUUUUUAUUUUAGCAAAAGCGAGAGUGCACGGAAAGAGAGCGAGCGAAAGAGAGAGAGAGAGAGAGAGAGAGAGAGAGAGAGAGAGAGAGAGAGA
This is a messenger RNA of Venturia canescens, 6349 nucleotides long. It is a transcript of the gene E2f1, whose product is annotated as E2F transcription factor 1. Gene Ontology annotation, molecular function: protein dimerization activity; DNA-binding transcription factor activity, RNA polymerase II-specific; RNA polymerase II cis-regulatory region sequence-specific DNA binding. Gene Ontology annotation, cellular component: RNA polymerase II transcription regulator complex. The transcript has 7 exons. Gene Ontology annotation, biological process: regulation of transcription by RNA polymerase II. NCBI's taxonomy places the organism in Eukaryota, Metazoa, Arthropoda, Insecta, Hymenoptera, Ichneumonidae. The record is from RefSeq and is a predicted model, not a curated record. The coding region runs from base 2138 to 3547 and encodes 469 amino acids.